Lathyrus oleraceus (garden pea) is the source of this 909-nucleotide messenger RNA. Its product is annotated as extensin-like. The record is from RefSeq and is a predicted model, not a curated record. The transcript has 2 exons. Lineage: Eukaryota; Viridiplantae; Streptophyta; Magnoliopsida; Fabales; Fabaceae. Bases 1 to 909 code for a protein of 302 amino acids.
AUGAAGAGGAUGCGAGAGUCCUCUGAGAAGUCCAAGAAGGCAAAGAAAGCUAAGGUGGGAGAAUCCUUUGGAUCAAGACCCCUAGUUCCUCUGGUUGGCUCUCCAGGUAAGUCUGCAUCUCUCCUUCCCUCUGUCAAAAUUAAACCAGUUGCUUCUUCUCUUCCCCAAACAACUCCCAUAUGCACCCCUGCUGAAACUCCUCCCUCAACCACCAGAUCUUCUAACCCACCUUCUCUGAAAUUCAACCUCGCCACCACAACAUUACCAGUUUCAGAAGCAGAAAUGCUAAAUGAAACCACCUCACCAUCAUCAUCGCCAUCUCCUCAAUCCCCACCUUACUACGAACUCUCCUCUGAUACUGAACCAUCUGACCCUCAAUCCCCCACUCUGGCUCAGCUCCAAGCCCGUGCUUUGGCCUCUCAACAGCCAUCACAUCUUGAACCUGAAACUGAAGUCACUUCCCCACCUCCGAAACAUCCAAAUCCAACCACAUCUGAACCACAAACAACCCACUCUGAACCACAACCAUCUGAACCAACCCACUCUGACAUACCACCACCCAUCACUUCCGCUGACCCAACAACUCCCACACUUAAUCUAAGUGCCCCUAUUUCACCCUCCUCACCCUCCCCAGCCUCUGCCACUGAACCAGAAACUACCACUCCCACCCUUGAAGAAAUAAUCCAGCUGAAAGGCCUCUCUGAACAAGUCUGCAACGACUUCAUUAGAGACGCUGGGAUCAGACUCCAAGAGCGCCUAGCCAGAGAAGCUGAGGAACAGGCAAGAAAGGAAGUUGAAGAGAAAGUGCGUCAAGAAGAACUUCAGAGAAUCAGAGAAGCUAAAGCAAAGGCUAUUGUUGAUGCUGCUGCUGCUGAGGCUAAGGCAAAAGCUAAAGCCGACGCUGAAUAA